AACAAUCGCACGCUUUGUAAGAGUGAGACAUAAGCACAACAUAAACAACUCAACUCCGAGGCCACUAUUGGUCCCAAUCAGUGAUAUGUUGAGUAAAAUGGCAUUUCAAGCACAUCCACACGACACGAACGCAACCGAUGACCACAAGUGUGUCCUUUUGGGCAACGCUUUCAAUGAACUCAGACAUCGAGACACUGACGAAGCCAUGGAUGGCAUGGAUUCGGCGGACAAUCACUCGUCACACUCGUGGAGAAUGAAAGACAGGAUGAAGACGGUUAGUGUGGCGCUGGUGUUGUGUCUGAACGUGGGGGUCGACCCCCCGGACAUAAUAAAGCCGAACCCGUGUUCAGUACUGCAGAGUUGGGUGGACCCGUUCUCAUUGGCGCCGCAAAAGGCAUUGGAAGCGAUCGGCGCUAACCUUCUGAAGCAAUACGAGCGAUGGCAGCCCAGGGCUCGCUAUAAGCAGAGUCUGGACCCCACUGUGGAGGACGUGAAGAAGUUGUGUACAUCUCUGCGCCGUAACGCCAAAGACGAGAGAGUGUUGUUUCACUACAACGGACACGGAGUGCCCAAACCCACAGUGAAUGGCGAGAUCUGGGUCUUCAACAGGAGUUACACGCAAUACAUCCCACUGUCUGUCUAUGAUCUGCAACAGUGGAUGGGGUGGCCGUCCAUAUAUGUGUUGGAGUGCUCUAACGCCGGCACUAUAGUCGACUCAUUCAUUCAGUUUGCGAUACAACACGAGAAAGAGUACGAAAUGAAUAUAAACACCAAUACAUCGACGAGUGGCUCACCAUUUCAUCACCAAAUGACACCCAACUAUAAGAACUGCAUUCUGUUGGCCGCUUGUGCUAAGAAUGAGUUGUUGCCAAUGCAUCCCGACUUACCGGCUGACCUGUUCACGUCGUGUCUCACAACACCCAUCAAGAUAUCCCUUCGAUGGUUCAUCAAACAAAGUGCCGGCAAAUUAGUUCCGGCCGUCAAUCUGGAACUGUUGGACAAAAUUCCCGGACAAUUGACGGACAGGAGGACAAUGUUAGGCGAACUCAACUGGAUUUUCACUGCUAUUACCGACACAAUCGCGUGGAAUACUCUGCCCCGCGAUCUCUUCCAACGCCUCUUCAGACAAGACCUAUUGGUCGCCAGUCUUUUCAGAAACUUCUUGUUGGCCGAGAGAAUAAUGCGAACCUAUGACUGCUCUCCCAUCUCAUACCCCGCACUCCCACCUGCUUAUCACCACCCGAUGUGGAACGCAUGGGAUCUGGCGGUCGACUUGUGUUUAGCACAACUGCACCCAAUUAUCAAUGAAAACGCUCAGUACAAACACAGCCAGUUCUUCUCGGAACAGUUGACUGCCUUUGAAGUAUGGCUCCAAUUGGGUGCCCGACCCGAUCGACAUCCCGAACAGUUGCCUAUUGUAUUACAAGUGCUUUUGAGUCAAGUCCAUCGAUCACGAGCUUUGGACCUUUUGGGUCGCUUUCUAGACUUGGGUCCCUGGGCUGUGCACCUGGCCCUUUCUGUCGGCAUCUUUCCAUAUGUGCUGAAGUUAUUGCAGAGCUCUGCCCGAGAACUCAGACCUCUAUUAGUGUUCAUUUGGGCCAAAGUUCUGGCUGUAGAUCAGGUGAGGUCUACCAUCUAUUAA
Oppiella nova is the source of this 1642-nucleotide messenger RNA. Lineage: Eukaryota; Metazoa; Arthropoda; Arachnida; Sarcoptiformes; Oppiidae. The record is from the annotation of a GenBank genome assembly.